AUGCCGAUUCAGCCGAGCAAGCAAGCGGGCGAUCGCGACCAGAGGCCCUCGGGGAGGGAGCCGGACGAUGACGACGAUCCCUCGCACAAUCUCUGGGUGGGGAACCUCCCCCCGGACACCGUGGACUCGGAACUGAUGGCACUCUUUGGAAAAUUUGGGGCUCUCGACAGCGUGACGACGUACGCCGCCAGAAACUACGCCUUCGUUUACUUCAAGCACCUGGACGAUGCCAAGAGGGCCAAGGACACCCUGCAGGGUUCUCUCGUCCGCGGGAAUGCCAUAAAGAUUGAGUUUGCCCGACCGGUUCGUUCUCCCUCUUCGUGUAGUUUGAUCAGGGUUUAUUUUUAUCAUUUAUGUACAAAUCGGCAGACCCAGGGGAUGGCAUCGGAAUUAGGGCCUCUUCGAAUCUUAGGUUCAUCAUAUAGCGAUACUGCUUUCGUAUUUAUAAUUUUUUCAAUUAUUUCUCUCGAAUGUGCGUCGAUCGUAAUUAAAAGUCGUGAAAGAGCAAACUAGGUAGAAAAAUCGAACGCAGCGUAUUUCGAGUCGAGUAUGGCAGUCCAUCUAUCCUCCGUGGCUUACUUCAACACGUUGCAGCCCGACUUUUUAUUGCUUGCAGAGCCCCAGAUGACGAGCAAAAACGCACCGUCAAACAUCAAACUCGUUUUAUAAAUAAUUUUUUGACUAUUGUUUCCGCUAGAGUCAUGUGACAACAAUUUAUAUAAUUGUCUUCAGAUUUUUUGAAUUGAUUCGUUUAAUUUUGAGGGAUGGUCACCGUCUCCAUAUAUUCAAAUAAUUAUUUUCCUUUCUAGUCUUACUCGCAGACAUAUCGGCAUUGUUUAAUCUAGGAUAGCCCAUGCUCGCAAUUUAGGUCGGCUCAUUAAGUCUCUUUUCGUGGUCAUCGCGUAGUUCAUGAAUGUAGAGUUGAGAGGGUUGCUCUUUAUAAACACAUACUUACGAAUUGAUUAUUUAUUUACAUUACCAUUAGAAAAAAUCAUUACGCCCAUAGAUUUAUGUGUACAAUGGAGAUGCUUGUAUGUCGAGCAAGUGCAUAAAAAUGAAUGAUUCAAUAUCAUAAGUGGCUCACUGGCCUUACAGUUUCUCUUUGGUGUAAAUAAAUGCUGUCAAUCUGAGGCGCUCAUGGCAUUCGAUUUAAUUACUUGGAUCAGAACCUAGUUUUCCGAGGCAAUUACCGGGGCAAUGCCUUACAGCAAGGCGGUGUUAGAGGGGGAACGCCUUAUCCCAAGUUAUUCUCCUUGGUUAUCCAAGUGUCUCAAGAGCCCUAUUUGCUGUCCGUAAUCGCUAUAUUGAGGGGCUUAUUUACUAAUUGAAUACUUCUACAUUAUUAUAAAUUCUUGACAAUGUUUUUGGCCAGAAAAAAUCGUUUAAAGGAUGAAUACUUUCAGUAAAUAUCUCGGACAAAGAAAACUUAGGAAUAGGCGUUUUCGAAUGAUAUCGUUCCCUGCUAUAUGUUUGAGCAUUGUGACCAACCUUAGCGACUAGUUUAUUAACAACACGAAGCUUAUCCACCCGUAAGUAUUGGCCAGGAUUAUGGGGUUUUGGUGCGUGGUUAGUAUCUUGUAAUGGUUAAAUAAUAAGAAGAGAAUAUAUACAUAUUUACUAUGUAUUAAUCAGUAGGAUGGUAGUAGCUUCGCAAAAGCAUAAAAAAUGUUCCUCUCAUAGUGACAGAUCACUUAACUGGGACUGUGAAUGUACUUCUGAGAUCUAUUACAUAAGUGAUAGUUUGCAAGUGUUUGGUGGUGCUCGAAAGUCUGGAUCGGUUUCGUUCUCAAUUCACAUUUAAAUAAUUUAUUAAUAAAUUUCACUAAAAGAAAUAGAUUCGUAUAAGAUCGACAUUCUUACCUUGGCAAUCUUCAAUUCUUAUAGAUGAUUGUAUAGGAUAAUCUUCAGUUCUUACCUUGGCAAAGUGUGAUUUUGCUCGGCAACAAGAGAGUAGGCUGCCACAUUUCUUGCCUUAGUUGGCUUAACACCUAAAGAUGGGAUCUAGAAUCAAUGGUUCAAGCGUUGCUGUUGUGAUGGAAUAAUAUUUAAUCCAUUUUAUUAAUCAGGUUAGAACGAGGGGUUCAUCUCUUGGUUCAUAUACGAUAUUAUUUAAAAAAUUUAAAUAUAUUUUUGUUCAUAUACGAUAUUCCUUUUUUGUUUCCCUCAGAAGUAAUCAUCACGUGCAAAGGAUACAAAGACUAUUUUUUUUUGCUAUGCAUGCAUAUAAAGUAGAUUUUCAACAAGGUUAUGUUUUAGUCAAAGCGAAUGUAUCAGGCAUUAUUUUUCCUUGUUUUAAACCUGUAGUUGAUGUUGCCAUCAAUCAGACCAUAAUUACCUGUCUUACUAUUAAUUAUAAGUUGCCGUAUUCUCUGUGGAACUUAUGACUAUCUCUUCCAUAUGUGAGUCUCUUGACCUUUUACAAGGAAAGGCAAAAAAUAUAUCUAAUUCAAAAUCGGUGGUUCACAUUCUCGAGCUGUAUCAUCUAAGGGACUGCAUAGUUGAAAUUAUUGAUGUUUAUACCUGUGCGCGAGUUGGUUGGCAUAUUAGAAGACGCUGGAAAUUUUGGUUUAAUUACAAUUCAAAGAAAAUACUUGUUUUUUGCGAAAAAUCUUGACCUGAACCUGUUACAGAACUUUUUGGAUGGUGGCAACUCUGCCAUGAUUUAUGAACCGGCUAAAUGCUGCUGAUUUCUCUUGGUCUCAUGGUACAAUGGUGUCUAGUUACGUGUUAAUCUCUAAAAGUUUCUGAAUCAUAGAUAGCUCUAACUAGUGAAUUCAAUUUGUGUUUUAAUAGUUCAAAUUAAGCAAUGAGAUAAAUUAAUUGAGAUAGGGAUGGCUUUAUUUUUAGAUGGUCAAAAUAGGAAUGGCUCUCCUUUUGCAGAAGGUGAUAAGAUUGAAACACAUUUAAAUCCCUUGGCUCACAAAGCCAUAACCGAUGCCCAUUUCUGUCAAGAAAUUGGGAGAGUGUUAAACUUGAUUUAGUGAACGCCGUUUUUUUAUGUCUACUUUCAUCAUUAUCUCUGAAUUUCAUAGGUACAUGUGCACGUUAAGAGAAAAUCUGUUUACAAGUAUGAGUAUUUUUUGACUUCUUAAAGGAUAAUUACUAAUUGUAAACAAGGCAUAGAAUCUAGCAGAAGGCGUGGACUCAUGAAAUGGAAAAGAUUAAACAACUUUUUUGCGAAGUGGUUGCCGUAUUAUGAUGAUACAUGGCUAACGAAUUGUAGUUUGUCCCUUUCUGUGUUACUUUAGAUGCUUGCAAUAACCACUUAGAGUCCCACGACUACCAACUCACUGGGUUUCUUAAUGUUACUAAAACUUGUGGUUGAGAAAUGGGCACGUAGUAGUCAGUCUAACUGUCAGACAUCCACAAAUGGCUUUCAUGGUUCAGAGAUUUUUUUGUGGAUUUAUUCAAAUUUACCGUUUUUUCUGACUAUGAGAAUGUUGAACCUUAACAUUGCGGAUGUUAAUGUUUGGGCUUCAAACCAUUGCAUAGUUGUUUCAACUUCUGUUUGGCUUCAAACCAUUGCUUUAAACAUAACAUGGCGGAUACUAAAGUUGAUAUCCAUCAUCCUGGAUGAGACACCACUUCCACAUCUUUACUGUUGACAGUGGUUGAUUGAUGACUGCAGGAAUUUUAAUCAACUAAUGCCAACAGCCUUGCCGCUGAUGGCAGAAAAAUGAUUUGAAACCACUUUUUCUGAAAGACAAGUCUGCUGUGUCCUCCUUUGAUGACUUGAAGAUGCUGGACUUAGGGAAUGAAUGAUGUGUUUCUGGGACUUCUCUUCCAUGGAGCAGCCAGCUUUAGACUUAUAAAAAUAUACAAACUUCUGAUUUGAACGCUUUCAAGUUCUUUUGUUGUUUAUGUGGCUUCAUCUAAAGGUUUUUGGCUGAAGUAGGGCAUGCAUUGGUGGAUCCAGUCUAUGAGAAUCUAAACCGAAAGGAACGGAUGACGUUUUAGCCUUGCUUUAAUAGUAUUAAAAUUCAAUGUACCACUGAUAUUGGAGUUGAAACAAUUGCCAAUAUUGAUUACAGUCAACGGCUUUUGUGUUGAGUAGGUUUUUGAAAUUGAUUUACUAAUCUUCUUAAAUCUUUCAUUAUAAAGAGGUGGGAACUUUGAAUUAGAUAUAUGACUAACUAUUUGAUUCUAAUUAAUUACUCGGGGUGUCUCUGAAAUUACUUUUAUCUCUCCAUUAUGCAAUCACACGAUUUAAUUUCUUUCCAUUUACAUGUGUCAGGAUAGAAGUUGAAGAAAAGUCAUUAGGGAACUCGGGUCGAUUUUAUCAUUUUCUUAUGGCUAUCGUGCCGUUCUCUUUUGUUCAUACAUGAUUUGUUUGUGUUCUCGAGCCCUCUUCACUGCAAGGGGAUGGGGAAAGUUGGACAAAAAAGGAAUACCUAGCUUUUCUCCUUGACAUGUGACCGACACAUUUAAAAAAUAACUCCUCUCUGUUUUUAAGGAGGAACUUUGUGGGAAAACAUCCAUAUCGUAUUUACGAUUAUUAAAUUCCAAAGAAAAGGUUGGAAAACAGAUUGAGGAAUUUUCAACCUUUUGCCUUACUAAUGCAGGAUCAUGAUGGGCACGACAAUUUUUGGGGAAAAUUAUGAUGGUCUCGGAGUAGAAUUAUAAUUCACAGUGUGAGAUUAGCUUUCAUCCGUCUGACCAGUUGCUUUAUAAUCUUAAAUAGGUUUAUUUAUUCUGAAUGACAAAUUCUGAGUUCCAUUUAGUGUAUGGCCUGGCCAACGAAUUAUUUUUUGAUCUUAAGUUGGCACUCGCUUGGUUGAAGCGAACUCAGGAAGAAGUAAUCAUGCGAUAUUGCCUUUGUGGGAGAGAAAUAUGAGAGCCAUGUAGACAAGGGAGUCAAAGAAGAGAAACAGUGUGACACUGGCAGAAAGCAAUUCGACUAAUAUCAACAAUGUGUAUGACCAGAUUAUCUACGGUAGUAUGCCGCAGGAGAAUUUUUAGGUUCCCCCUGAUUCAUCACGGACAUGAAUGAAUCAUCUGUGACCGGCCAUUUAUCUCUUCUGGCGUUCAGUUAAUUCCACUGCCAGGUUCCAGCCAACCUAAGACAAUUUCUGGGAGGUUCCCUGCACGUCUGUCUCUCGUCUCAUGACUGGUAGCAUGAAAUUUGUCUGCCUGGUUCAAUUGUAAAGCCUCAUAUGCUCUUUUAGUAUUCAAUUGUUAACUAGACGUUUGCUGCACUAUUUUUGCACUGAUUUCCCGAAUCUGGAGCUGAUUCUCCCCAAGCUUCGUCAAGUCACCGAUUACUGGACUUGUUCCUCAUUUCCUUCUUUCCCCUGUCGCCAACCAUUGGAUAAAAAGAUUUAUUGUUGAACAUGCUGUGGUUUUUCUACACAUCGUUGAUUGACGUCCUAUCACGAGUUUGUUUUGGCUAAUAGUUCUGCUUUGCUUAGAGCGAAAGAGGCUUUGAGAAGAGUUUUAUUUUUUAGGACAAGCAUUACUGCAAGUUGUUUCAGGAUCAGUUUGAUCUUCUUUUCCCAGAUACAAGAUGGCAGAACCUGGAAAAAAAACAUUCGAGUUGUUUCAGUGUGGUUUGAAAAAUACUAUUUCUCGAUCCAAAAAAUAAAUCAGAUGGUGGGAAAUUUAGAUGGGGACGUUUUGACUCUUUUCUAAAAAGUAACUUGAGUUUCUGACGGAUCUGUUUUGGUAGAUCCUUUGUUUGAUGCCUCACAAUGGCCUCUGUUCAUCAAGUAACAUGUUAGAUUUGCCGGCUGGAAUAUAUAAUAAAGGGAUUGCUUCAUCUGGAUUGCUGGUAUUCCUUUUUUUGUCUUUUAUUUUUCUUCAGCUAUGUAGUCUUUGGGUGUGCAUAUCGAAUCAUUAAACUCCUAGUUUACCUCAUAUUGUAAUGUACAUGGAAGAUUACUCUAUUUUUUGUGAAGUUAGAUGGUACAAGAUAUUUACAUGGAAACUAAGUUUUGCUUUCUUGGUUACUAUAAUCCACAAACGCGAACUAUUAGAGAAGAUUCAGUGGGAUCUGAACCGAAGCUUUGACUGCUCGUUAUCUCUCUAUUUGGAUUGGUUGGGUUUCAUUUCUAGUUUAUGAUAUCAGCAAUCCGUAGACCGUCAGAUUCUCAUGAAAAAUUCUUUUAUUUUUUUAGCUGCAUCGGAAGGACUGACUCCUGCUGUAUGCCUCUCUUUUUGUUCAUCUCUUUGCGGCCUCCAGAUUUGAUCUUCCCGUUCUAGAAACCUUACCUUACUGAAAAAAAAGGCAUCUAAAUACACUCUUGUUCUACAGUAGCUUCUUUUCGACAGUUGAAGAUCCCAUUUUUCUUUGUCUUCUGGAAUGUUUUUUUCUGAUUGGUUCCUGCGUUGACCUAUUAACUACAUGCAUUUGAUAAAGCUCUUAGGUCUGUGUUUUCUGCUAUGAUCCAGAGGAACAUCAUUAUUACGUGAACAAGCGAUUAAUAUGCAGUAAAAACUUUUUUGGGUAUCUGCAGGCUAGACCAGGUAAAAAUCUGUGGGUUGGCGGAGUCUGUCCAUCAGUUUCUAAAGAGCAACUCGAGAGCGAAUUCUCAAAAUUUGGAAAAAUUGAGGAGUACAAGUUCCUUCGUGACAGAAACUCCGCUCUAAUCAACUAUUAUAAAGUAGACGAUGCCAUUGCUGCUUUGAAGAACAUGAAUGGGAAGCGUCUAGGUGGAGAGCAGCUACGAGUAGAUUACCUACGAUCUCAGCCUUCAAGAAGGGUGUGUGCGAUUCCCUCAGUGCUAGAUUUAGGUUUCACGUAGUCAUUUGCCCUUUUGAUUUCUUCCUGUGCACUCCCUUGUUUCCUUUUCAUCUAUGCCCAUUUUGCGUAAUUGACGUGAUUUUCGUCUGAAUGGGAAUCAGGAUUGGCUGGAUCAUCAUGAUCCGAGGGAUAUGCUGCUCAGCAAGGACCCAUCAUGGAUGCAACCGGAGUCAAUGAGAAAUUUUCCCGAAGGUUUCCCCCACGGGCAUAAGAGAUUGCAGGUGGGUAUGUCUGACCCAAUGAUUUCAGCGCCGAAAUUUCUCUCUUUUUCAAGAUCCUCAGUGAGACUAGAUUCUUUUUUCCUGUUUUGGAUCGAUGCUGACAGCCGCCAGUUGGGAGAAGAGACAUACAAAGCAAGAUACUGUGGAUAGGGUACCCUCCCUCUGUUCAGAUUGACGAGCAGAUGCUUCACAACGCCAUGAUUCUCUUCGGCGAGAUCGAGCAGAUCAAGUGUUUCCCCUCGAAGCACUACUCCAUUGUGGAAUUCAGGAGCAUCGACGAAGCCCGGCGCGCCAAGGAGGGUCUGCAGGGCCGCCUCUUCAACGAUCCCAGGAUUCAGAUCCUCUUCUCCACCAGCGAGCUCAUGGCUUCCAAGGACAACCUGCUGUUCAUUGCUGGGCCCAGAGCGCCUCGCCCAGAUAUGUUCUUCGGCGAGCAUCCCUUCGGGCACGUGGAGCAUUUCGGCCAUGGCCGUCCGAUGCCCCCCGGCGGCUUCCCCAGAGGUCUUCUGCACGGCGGCAUGUUGGGGAGGUCCUUCCCCCAGCAGGGGCUCGAGCUUCCUCCCUUUGGGAGUCCAGAGUUCUUCAACGACCAUGGUGGCCCUCUUCAUAGCUUCCCCGAGGGGGGUAAUGGCGGCAACUCCAUGGGCCCGGGCUUCAGAAGGUUAUCUCCCUCCGGGGUCCUCUCUGCUGCGCCGGGCAUGCGGCCACCGGGGAGGCCCGUGCCUGGGAUGUGGGAGGCGCUCGAUGCGAGGGACGCGAAGAGGCUGAGGAUUGAUGGGUCUGUUGAUGAAGCUUCUCUGCAUGCAAGCAGGAUGGGCGGCGCCGCCACCGAAGGAGUCAGAGACCACCACCAGGCCUACGGAGGCCCGGGGCGGCGCAGCCCGGUCGGCGGGCGGAGACCCGCCGCCGCCGCCGCCGCCGCCUCCCUUCCUGCCCACAGCGCCCCCGGUCGGGAGCACAUCUGGCGCGGCAUCAUCGCCAAAGGUGGAACCCCCGUCUGCUGCGCGCGGUGUGUGCCGCUGGGGAAGGGCAUCGAGUCUCCAUUGUGAGUUAACCCCUCCCUCGAAGCCUCCUUGUUCUUGAUCCAUGUUCUUGAUCCUAAUCCAUUGUUGUGUUCUUGGGGCAGUCCCGAGGUCGUGAACUGUUCGGCGAAAACAGGGCUGGACACGCUCGCAAAGCACUAUUCGGAGGCGGUGGGCUUCGAGAUCGUCUUCUUUCUCCCGGACAGCGAGGAGGACUUCGGUUCCUACACGGAGUUCUUGCAGUACCUGGGGCAGAACAGCCGGGCAGGAGUCGCCAAGCUCGACGACGGCACCACCAUGUUUCUGGUUCCUCCCUCGGAGUUCCUGACAGAGGUUCUAAACGUGUCCGGUCCCAAGCGCCUCUACGGGGUCGUCCUCAAGAUGCCGCCUCCGCCGCCGGCGAGCCCUGCCAGGCAGCCUCCGGCGCUACUCUCGGCGCCUCAGUAUGCCGACCGGCGGCAGCACUACGAGGAGCAGAGCCUGCAGAGGGAGUACAACAGGGCCUUGCCGGAGGAGCCGCAGCAAAUGGUGCCGUCGCUGUCCACCGCCCAUGCCGGCAAGCCCGGCCAUUCGCCGCCGGUGGACGUCUCCUUGACGCCUGAUCUCAUCGCCACUCUGGCCUCAUUGAUACCCACCGCUGCGCAGACUUCUUCUGCUGCUGCACAGGUUCCAUUGAGCUCCUCUGAGAAGGGAAUGGCGGCGGCCCAGAUUUGGGGCCAGGAGCCGCAAGCUUCAGCUGGCGGGAGCCAUGAAUACGAGCAGACACGCCAUCCUUCUCUCAUGCAGGGGCAUCAUCAGUAUGGGAACCAGCCGGCUCAUCAUUUGUCGCAGCAGCAGCAGCAGCAGCGUCAGCAGCAGCAGCAGCUCUCUUCAUACCAGGGCAUUGGUGGUACCAUGGCGGAUUCCUCUGGGCAUGCCCUUCCAGGCUCGCAGGUUCAAGACGGCGGCGGCACGGGCCGGCCAUUUGGCGGGUAUGGGGUGUCGUCUCAAAGUGGGCAGUUUGUCGCCGCCCAGGGGAACCAGCAGAACCUGCUCGAGAUGGCGGGCCUGCAAGCGAAGCCCUCCGGAGCUGCUCAUGUUCAGAGUGGGAGCGUGCUCCAGCAGCACCAGAUGGUUGCCGCUCAAGCGGCCGAGAAAGGGAAUGCGGGCUUCCCUUCUCAGGGGCAGCAGCUGCAGAGUGCGCUGAGUUCCGGUCAGGGUCCGUCGGAGACGGAGGCUGAUAAGAACCAGCGCUACCAGUCUACGCUGCAGUUUGCUGCAAGCCUUCUUCUGCAGAUUCAGCAGCAGCAGCAGCAGCAGCAGCAAGGUGGGAAGGGACCUGGUAAUCAGCAAUGA
Molecule: messenger RNA, 9317 nt
Organism: Spirodela intermedia
Lineage: Eukaryota; Viridiplantae; Streptophyta; Magnoliopsida; Alismatales; Araceae
Source: the annotation of a GenBank genome assembly